AUGAGAUCCGAAUCCGAAGAUGGAGAGCAGCUGGAAGGCCGCCCGCCUUACCUGCACUGCAUGCUUGCGGGCGGGAUAGGCGGUACGAGCGGCGAUAUGCUCAUGCACUCGCUCGAUACGGUAAAAACACGACAGCAGGGCGACCCUCACAUUCCGCCAAAGUACACGUCUCUCGGAUCCUCGUAUUACAAGAUUUGGCGACAGGAAGGGAUACGGCGAGGGCUAUAUGGUGGAUGGCUGCCGGCGUUGUUUGGCUCUUUUCCGGGGACUGUUUUGUUCUUUGGGAGCUAUGAAUGGAGCAAGAGGCAGAUGUUGGACUUUGGCAUCCAGCCACAUUUGACAUAUCUCACGGCUGGAUUUUUCGGCGAUUUUGUUGCCUCUUUUGUCUAUGUUCCCUCCGAGGUGCUCAAGACAAGACUCCAGCUUCAGGGACGAUACAACAACCCGCAUUUCACCUCGGGGUACAACUAUCGGGGAACAACAGACGCCUUGAGGACCAUCGUCCGCAACGAAGGCCCCUCGGCUCUGUUUUACGGCUACGGUGCCACAUUAUGGCGCGAUCUGCCUUAUUCGGCCCUCCAGUUCAUGUUUUACGAGCAGGGUCAAGCCUGGGCUCGAAAGUGGAAGGAUGGCCGGGAUAUUGGCUGGCAGCUCGAGUUGUUGACUGGUGCGGCAGCGGGUGGUUUGGCCGGGACGAUAACAUGCCCGUUGGACGUUGUGAAGACGAGACUCCAAACUCAGGUCGUUGAGGUACCAGGACAGUCUUCGCCCGUGAUCGCAAAGCCUGCCGUUGUCAAAGACGGACAACAUGGCACACCAGUCGCCGAAGCAGCGAGCCCGAAACUGCAGAAGCGGUUGAUAUCGACUUCGUCGCCCUCGACACACACGCCCAAACCCGGUGCUGUAACGCUCAACACGUCCUCGGUCAUGACUGGGCUAAAGAUCAUCUACAAGAGCGAGGGUAUUGGGGGGUGGUUCAGGGGUGUUGGGCCGAGGGCGGUUUGGACCAGCAUUCAGAGUGGGUGCAUGCUGUUCUUGUACCAGAAUGUUCUCCGUCAGCUGGAGAGGUACAUGCCGAUGGAGCGCCGGGAGGUCGUUUAG
This is a messenger RNA of Podospora anserina S mat+, 1101 nucleotides long. RefSeq lists its product as uncharacterized. The transcript has 3 exons. Gene Ontology annotation, molecular function: magnesium ion transmembrane transporter activity. Gene Ontology annotation, biological process: magnesium ion export from mitochondrion. The record is from RefSeq and is a predicted model, not a curated record. Bases 1 to 1101 code for a protein of 366 amino acids. Lineage: Eukaryota; Fungi; Ascomycota; Sordariomycetes; Sordariales; Podosporaceae.